Messenger RNA from Larimichthys crocea (large yellow croaker), 7622 nucleotides. It is a transcript of the gene adarb2, whose product is annotated as adenosine deaminase RNA specific B2 (inactive). Gene Ontology annotation, biological process: adenosine to inosine editing; RNA processing. Gene Ontology annotation, cellular component: cytoplasm; nucleolus. Lineage: Eukaryota; Metazoa; Chordata; Actinopteri; Sciaenidae. Gene Ontology annotation, molecular function: tRNA-specific adenosine deaminase activity; double-stranded RNA adenosine deaminase activity; double-stranded RNA binding. The transcript has 10 exons. The coding region runs from base 3770 to 6058 and encodes 762 amino acids. The record is from RefSeq and is a predicted model, not a curated record.
UGUGUGUGAACAGCGUACUGAUUGGCCUCCUUAUCUUAGAUUGCAGGUGUCUGAUUUGAUGAUGGAAAAAGAGGAGUCGUUGCCACGUGUUUGCUGUAAUCUCAAUUUAAAUCAAAGUCUUUAAUCCAUAGAUAUGACAUCAAACCAACGCCAAGUGUUUGGCUAAAUAAUUCUAGUGAGUAAACACAGAAGCAGAGAGCAGACGGCAUAGGGUUCAGUGCGUUUAUUUCAGAGAGUGUUAAACAGAUAAUUUUCAAGUCUAAUUUUAAUAUUUAACAUACCAGCAGUAUAUUCAGAGGCACUGCUUCUCUUUUUUUUCACGUUCUCACAAUGAAAAACAAUUUUAGGAGCAGUCAUAGAAAGUGUAAAAACAUAGUCCUCACCAGGGUUUGCAUAUUCAACAUGUUAAUUUUUGUUUUUUCGAAGUGAAAGUGCCUCUUUGUAGCGAUAUAAACACAGAAAAACAAAAGAAAGACAAAUAAAGUAAGCAGAGAGUGACACUUGUUGCCCAGAAAUGGGAAAUGAAUACAUUACAGUAAAGAUUACUCUCUCCUUUUCUCUCCCUCUGUCAACAUCCCCUUUGUUUUUUUUCGCCUCUGCAGUUAUAUCCAUAGAGACUGCCUGGUUACAUUACCCUCUUGCCCAGCUCUGGUUCUGGCACGACACCAGCUCCACUCCCUGUUAGCAUUCUUCCACGCUCCCGGCCUGAAAAAUCUCUUCUUACUGGUGAUUGAAAACGCCUGUGGUACAAAUAUUCAAACUCCCCCACAGUUGUCUGAGCUCACAGUCUGAGCAGCCCGGCUAAUGAACUGAGUUAAUGUUAGCUAUCAGCAGCUGCAGGUCAGAGAAGCCACAGAGGGCUGAUGCGGAGCAGCAGGAGCACACCAGAGGAAAAAAAAAAAACAUUUUCACAGAGUUGAGACACCACUCACUAGAUCAUAAGUCAUUUUAUUGUAGAAAGGUUGAUCAAUGUUACUUUAACUGAUCAUUUUUCAAAAACUAAAGGGCAAACUGAUAUAAUAAUAUAUAUAAUAUAAUAAUGCCUAUUACAGCACACUGUCCUUGAACGUAGUCACAUAAAUAUCUCUUCUUUGGCAUAGGCAUGUUACGACUAGCACACCUGAAUUUAGACAGAUCAGUCCUGUACAGGAUGAAGCAAGAAACCUAUUUAAAACAAAGGUGAGUUGCUGAUCUUAGACUGAACAGGCACCACCGCCUGUGCGAGUUGUUUAAUGUCUUCUGUGACUGUGAAGGAGCUUUCUAAAGUUAAGAAAAUAACCCUGAUCCGAGAAAAUCCUGAGGAUGCCAUCAGGGUGUCUUGGAUUGGGAUUGAGACUUCACUGUUUUAACAGAAAGGCUGAUUUGUGAAGUUGGUGCACAAGGGAGGGGGGUUCUAAGAAAAGAUGCUAUUGAGUUACUUGAAAAAAAAAAAAACAUGUCUGAGGUUAACCGGGAAUUUAAUGUACACUGGAUCAAUAUCAAUUAGUCGAUUGACAGAGACAAACAACAGCAAAGUCGUAGCAGCUUCUCACAUGUGAGGACUUUGAAUCAUCAUAUGUUUGGACUGUUGGUCCAAGAAAACGAUAACAGCUUAAACUAAGAUGAAAAAAAUUCAAUAUUUUAGUUAAAUAUGUAUAUUUUUUGUUUAAUUGAACCCCAGAAUGAAUGAUUUUAUGUCUUUCUAACUUAACACAGCAUACGAUAUACAAUUUGUUUCUAUACCUGCAACAAUUCUUUCCAUAAAUUCUGAAAUAUAGAACUAAUCUAUUACAAGUGUGUGUGGCGAGCAAACAGUGCAGCCUUGUGUUUGAAGUAGGUUACAGUGUGGUCCUCAGAUCCCCGAUGGUCUGAGGUGUCUUGUGAAAGAACAAUGGCUCAUGUAAAGUGGAAAUACAUGAGUGGGAACAGCUGAUAAUCCAGGUUAGUUUCAAGCCCUCAGUGGCUCUUGAUGCAUCCAUCCAACAGCGACUGACCUUGCUGUGUGUGUGUGUGUGUGCACAUACACAUGUCUCUGACCUGUACCUCAUAGCCCCACCCAGCCGCUUUGCUGUUAUCUAUGUACACGCCAGCCCCCCUGCUAGCACACCUUCAUUACUGCCCCAGAUAGUGGCAUUGGCAACUUGUCACUUGUAUUGAUUUCUCUUAAACUGCAAUUUACAUGGAUAUUUGUGGGCGUCCUGAGGGCAGGCUGCAGCCUGGCGGACGGCCCCUCGCCCCCUUCUCUCUCCUCCCUCCCCUCCCUCUCUCUCUCUCUCUCCCUCUCUGCCCCUCGGGCAGGGAGGAAAUGUUUCCACCCAACAACAGAGCCUCAAAGUGACUUUUCAAUCUGACGUCUGUUUUUUUUUUUUUUCUCGCAAAUGCAUUGUUUUCUCUUUUUUUAACAUUAUAAUGGAUGAAAGCUGGGGACGGUAAAGGAAGAUGUUUCAGGGAAAAUAACAGCAUUUACAGAAUAGACCAAUUUUUGUCAUUUGUUUUCUUUAGAUAUUCUUUUAUCCAAUAGAUGCACACAGAAAAGAGGCUAAAAUCUGCAUUUUUUUUUUUUUGGUUUUCUAUUCUCACUGCGCUGGUCUUGAAUGUAUAGCAGCACCAUGGCGCCUCCUCCCAGCUCACACACCUGACCUUCCACAGUGGAGGCUCGGGGAAUAAAACAAUAACCUGCAGCUAGGAAAGCCACAAAUGCUUUCUGAAAGCCACGACACUGCACUUUCACACAAAAAUGCCAAAAUGUCACAAUCUUCAAACUUUGUGGCUGCAGCACACUGUCAGUGGAGUUAGUGCCUGGUGCGCUGAAGGUCACCUGCAACCUCCAAAGAAGAUUUUCAAAAUAAAAGGAAACAUUUCAUUCUACAGAGCUGGAAAACAUUUUUAGUAAAAAGAUGUAUUUGUUUUAACCGAGUUAAAAGUGUUGGGACAUCUUAGAGUAAUCUUUUAUGUGACUUUAGAACAGAUUUCAGAUCAGUAAUCCUGCAGGAAAAUUAUAAAUCCCAAAUCUCAGCAGACAAACAAGGAGAGGGAGGAGGAUUCAUGUAACAGGGGUUUGUGUUUUUGUGUCCAAAACAACACAUCUCCAUGUUCUUUUAGUCUCAGCUCUGCAGCAGGAUGUCCCUCAUCCCUUUCUGACCUGCUUGAAGUGCCCUUGAGCAAGAAUCCCUCCCGGGGCUGACCCCCCCUGACCCCGCCCUGUGGAGGGCAGAAGAGAACACACUCACUGCAGUGAAGGAGAAAAGUGGUUGAGUAGUGAGUCCAAACAGUUUUUUAAAAAAGCAGCGGGUGAAUAAGGGGUGUGAGUUGGUGGGUGUCGCUGGUGAUGUCACACCUCCCAGACAGCCACGAUUGGACCCUAAUUAGAAAGCUCGGCAGCAAAUAGAUAGGCGUCCUGCAUGAUUGAAUUCAAAGUGGCUGAUGCCCAAAAUUUCUGCAGAGGCGCGGAAAACUGUCGGAGAGGAGCGGAGGAGAGCGGGCGCCGGUAUCAGAGCUGCUGAGAGCUGCCACGCUGCGCUGCGAACAGUCUGUCCGUGAGCCGGAGGCGAGCUGGAGUUUGAGAGGUGAUACGGGAACAGCAAGACGCGCUCCCCCCUGGUUUGGAGGGAUAAAGAAAAAAAAAAAAACAGAAGAAGGAGGGAGAGCCAAAAAUAUAGUCCGAGUCGACGUCAAACCUGAGGACGCUACGUUAUCAGAGAGCAGCGGAGGCUGAAGCGAGACAAGUACAAAGGAGAGUCGAGCCGCCGAGUCCAAGUUAUUCCUGCGCUCCGCUCCAAAGGCUGCGCUGAUGGCAUCCGUACUUGGAAACAGCAGCCGCGCGUCGGGGGCUCAGGGCGGCCAGGUCAAAUGCAAGCUGAAAAGGAGGAGGAGGAGGCGAUCGAAGAGAAAAGAGAAAGUCAGUAUGCUGUCAGCAUUGAUCGCUCCUUUCAAGUACAUAAGCCCUGGGACCAGCAGCACAGAGGACGAGGACAGUUUAAGUACCAGCAGUGCAGAGGUAAAGGAAAACCGUAAUAUUGGUAACUUAGAGGAUCGCUCAAUCGGAUCUGCAGAGUGCCAGUCGCUUUUCUGCUCUGACUCUACAAGAAGUGGGAGCUCUGGUCUGAAGAGGAAACGGCCGCUGGAGGAAGACAACAACGGGCACUUGUGCCAACUGCGCUUGAUCUAUAAGAAACUGUCCUGGUCUGAGGCACCAAAAAAUGCUUUGGUGCAGCUCAAUGAGCUCCGGCCGGGCUUGCAGUACCGCAUGGUGUCUCAGACAGGCCCAGUCCAUGCUCCUGUCUUCUCCAUCGCUGUAGAGGUGAACGGACUGACCUUCGAGGGCACAGGCCCCACAAAGAAGAAAGCUAAGAUGAGGGCUGCCGAGUUGGCUCUCAAGUCCUUCAUCCAGUUCCCCAAUGCUCCUCAGGCUCACCUGGCCAUGGGAAACAUCUCAAACCCUUCGGCUGACUUCACCUCAGAUCAGGCAGACUUCCCUGACACGCUCUUCAAGGAAUUCGAGACUUCGCCGUGCUCCGAUGGCCUCUCGCUCUGCAACUCAGCAGCAGAGAGCGAGCUUCUAUCAAGUGAGCUACUGAGACAUGGACGGUUGCUUCGCCAUACCUUGGACCUGAUGGUGCAGGCUCAGCAAAGGCUGGGUGGGAUUGUUCCAGAACCAGAGGCACCCAAGAGCCCCGUGGCAAUGCUCAAUGAGCUCCGGCCGGGCCUGCGCUAUGCCUGCCUUUCGGAGCGAGCCGAAGGCCGAAGGCUGCGAAGCUUUGUGAUGGCGGUGCGUGUGGACGGGCGGAUUUUUGAGGGCUGCGGUCGCAGCAAGAAGCUGGCCAAGAACCAGGCGGCCCAGUGUGCUCUUCAGGCUCUCUUCAACAUCAGGACAGCCCCUGAGGGGAGGACAGGCCUCAAAGCCAGCAGGAAAAGCUGUCCUCAUUUACCCCAGGACUUUGCCGAUUCAAUAUUCCACUUGGUGAGGGAGAAGUACCGGUCGCUGGUGGGCGGCUGCACUCCUGCACACGCUCGACACAAAUCCCUGGCAGGCAUCGUAAUGACCCGAGGUCUGGACCUCAGACAUGCCCAGGUGGUGGCGUUAUCCACGGGCACCAAGUGUAUCAACGGGGAGUACCUGAGUGACCAGGGACAAGUGGUCAACGACUGUCACGCUGAAGUCACGGCCCGCAGAGCCCUGCUACGCUUCCUCUACUCUCAACUUGAACUCUUCUUGAGUAAAAGACCAGAGGACUGGGAGGAGUCGAUAUUCGUGCGGCACAAGGAGUGCGGCUACAGGUUGAGAGACAACGUCCAUUUCCACAUGUACAUCAGCACGUCGCCGUGUGGAGACGGGAGGCUGAACUCGCCCUAUGAAAUCACAACUGACUUACACAGCAGCAGACACCUCAUGAGAAAGCACCGCAGCCAUCUGAGGACCAAAAUCGAGUCCGGGGAGGGGACGGUACCUGUGCGAUGCCGGGGGCCCGUCCAGACUUGGGACGGCGUCUUACAGGGCGAGCAGCUCAUCACCAUGUCCUGCACGGACAAGAUCACCAGAUGGAACAUCCUGGGCCUGCAGGGGGCGUUGCUGAGCCAUUUCGUGGAGCCGGUGUACCUGCACAGCGUGACCGUCGGCAGCCUUCGCCACACGGGCCAUCUGGGCCGAGUUCUGAACCAGCGGCUAGAACGCCUGGGCCCACUGCCCGCCACGCACAGACGCAACCAGCCCCUGCUCAGUGGGCUGAGCAGUGCUGAGUAUCAGCAGCCGGGGAAGGCCUCGUGCGUCAGUGUCAACUGGACGCUGGGUGACGCACAGCUGGAGGUGGUCAACACAUCCACCGGACGGAGACGAGAAUCAGGCACGCCCUCACGUCUCUGCAAGCACACCCUGUUCACCCGCUGGAACAGACUUUACCGCAAGUUGGGGAUCCAGGUGUCUGGCUCGACAGACCACCAGCUCAUGUACUGCGAGGCCAAGAUGGCGGCGCGUCCUUACCAGACAGUGAAGCAGCAGUGGUUCAGAUCUCUGCAGGAAACGGGCCUCGGUACCUGGGUCAAGAAACCGCCCGAGCAGGAACAGUUCCUGCUGUCGGUGUGAGGAAGAGAGAGAGAGAGUGUGUGUGUUUGUGUGUGUGUGUGUCUGGGUGAGACAGAGUGUGUGUGUGUGUUUAAUCUUUAUUUUUUUAGAGUAAGAUGACUCCAUUCUCUUUACCAACAUCCAGCUUCACACCUUCAUACCUGGAAGUUUCCCAGUGCAACCUCGAAACUCAAGGCAUCAGCUGUUGUGUGUAUGUGUGACAGAGAGAGAGAGAGAGUGUGUGUCCUUCUGGAUGUGCCACCAACGUCAAAAAGCGACAAGAGGAAGGUCGACCGGACAGCGUCAGAAAAGAAAACGGACGUGAAAAGAUGGACCCUUUCUUCGACUCGCCCUUCUUUAAACACACGUUUAAGCAAACACACACCUAAAUGCCCCCCCUCUUCAGCUGUCAAGGAAGGGUGGGGUAACCUUGAGCAGAAUGAAAGGCAGCCGCUAUCUUGUCAUCAGCUAUUUCCGGGCCCCAAGGCUCCCGCUGAGGAGCAGAGCCACGGGGGAGAGAGAGCGAGAGAAAGGGGAAAAAAAGAAAGGGAGAGAGAGAGAGAGAGGUCCACGUCCAAUUACCAGCCCUGUCAGGGUGACGGGUGAUAGAGGAAGAGGAAGGGAAGUGAUUGGAGGAGAGAGUGAGGAAAAGAGAAGGACAGACCAUUGCUUCAGCCCGCCUCACCUUCCCUCUCUCGUUUCUGUCUUUGUCCUCCUUCUCUGACUCACCCUUUGACUCCUGACUUCCUUCUCUUUUUGUCUCCACCUCUCCCUCCUUGCCCUCCUUCCAUUUUCUUCCCUCCCUCCUCCUCCUCCUCCUAUUCUCUUUGUCACUCUCUCCUCUUUGCUUGCGUCUACCCCCCUCCCACCCCUCCAAGCCUUUCAAGCGCGGCGGAGGUUAACACGACACGGCGACAGGUUAAUACACCCUCUCUUCUUCUUUUUUUUUUUCUCCUCCCCUCCUCACCCCACUGGGUAGAGAGAAGGAGAAGAAUAGAGGUGAGGUACAUAAACGCAGCCAUUACAGCUUGUCUAAGUACAGGUGGAGGUGAUGAUGGAGGGAGGGGAGUGGUUUCCAGUUUUUCCUCUCUCUUUCAUACUAAAUAUAUUUCUGUUUCUGUCGUUUGACCUCCGAUGACAGUUUCCACAGUCAGUUUUCAGCCUGUCUUGCUGAGCUCAAGCCAACAAUAAGAACGGUUUACGGUUGUGACUCAUCAGCGAGGCCUCAUUGACCUGAUGCUUUCUUUCUGUGGUCAUGACCACCCGGAACAGAUAAUAGUCAAGGUGGAGUAAAGUUUCAUAAGCACGCACCCCCCUCAACACGGUGACUGUGGUCAACUUGAGGAAUUUUAUUUUUAAAAGCCAUUUUGGACACACGUCACGUGAAAAUCAGCGAGGUAAAUAUGACACAAUUACAUCCCUGACCGUCACCAUGUACAUUUGUACCUCACACUAUUUUUAUGUAAACAUACACACUGUGUGUGAUUAUUAUUUUUUUUUUUUUAUGCGGCUAAGUGUUGAUAUUCAUCAUGAUCAUGACUGUGUUGUUCUGUCAUUGCUGUAUUCUCUUCAAGGAUUUUAGUCG